UAUAGUAGUGGUAGGUAGGGGGAUACAAAAGAAAUGAAAGAAAAAAAAAGUGAAGGGGUUUGGGGGUUAGUAUUGGGGGUUGGGGAUUGCAUCGAUAAUAUGUGGGAGGAAGAAGAGGAACAAAUUUGGGAGUGGGAAGGUCAAAUUCCGUAUGGGCGAAACUGAGGAACCAACCCAUCUACUCACCACCACAAUCUCCCUCCUCCUCCGUCUUCCUCAUCUCUCCACAACUCUACUUCUCACUACCACCGCCGCUCACCCCCCAACUCCACUUCUCACCACCACCACUGACUACCUCCGUCCUCAUGUCUCCACGACUCCACUUCUCACCACCACCACCACCACCACCACCGAUCGGAUGUUGCUAGAACGACAGCCAGUUGCUUCGACUACAAUCCAAUGCUGCCGAGAUGCGUCAACUAUUCUUCGAAAUGGAACACAUUUUCUUCGAUGCUCAAAGCUGUUACUAUGGAUGAAGAACUACUAGAUAGUGAGAUAGGAUCAAGCUUACGUCAUGGUUCUGUUUGAGGUCGUGAAGUCAUUCAUCGUGAUCAUAUUCAAGGUCAUGAAAGGCUUUUUCUCGACUAUUUUGUUGAAUCGUCUGUAUAUCCUCCUGAGCUAUUUCGAAGGAGGUUUCGGAUGAAGCGUUCACUUUUUCUUCGAAUUCAAGCUGCAGUAGAAGCGCACAAUCCAUAUUUUCUCCAAAAAAGAAAUUGUGCAGGAAAGCUUGGUUUGUCUUCUCUUCAGAAGAUAACUGUUGCACUUAGGAUGCUUGCUUAUAGAGUAGCCGCUGAUUUUAUGGAUGAAUAUGUGAGAAUUGGAGAAAGCACUGCAAUAGAAAGUUUAAAAUAUUUUGUUAAAGCAGUUGUUGAUAUUUUUUCUAAUGAGUAUUUGAGGUCACCAAACAGCAAUGACAUCGUUAAACUACUAGCGGUUGAUGAAAGUCGUGGAUUUCCUGGAAUGCUGGGGAGCAUUGAUUGUAUGCAUUGGAAAUGGAAAAAUUGUCCGACUGCAUUGAAAGGUAUGUAUACUGGUCACAUUCAGGAACCAACAAUUAUUUUGGAAGCUGUUGCAUCAUAUGAUCUUUGGAUUUGGCAUGCGGUUUUUGGAUUACCUAGGUCUCAUAAUGAUAUCAGCGUGCUAGAAAGGUCUUUUGUAUUUACCGAACUUGCUCAAGGGCGUGCUCUUGCAGUCAAUUACACCAUUAAUGGUAAUGAAUAUACAAUAGGAUACUAUCUCGCCGAUGGUAUAUAUCCACAAUGGUCAACAUUUGUGAAAACAAUUCCUUCUCCUCAAGGAAAUAAGAAAAAACUCUUUGCUGCAGCUUAAGAGGUGACAAGAAAAGAUGUAAAACGUGCAUUUGGAGUGCUUCAAGCACGAUUUGCAAUUGUGAGUCGACCGACACGUUUUUGGAAUACUAAAAUGCUUAAAUAUAUUAUGAAUGCAUGCAUAAUUCUACAUAAUAUGAUCAUUGAGGAUGAGCGGGAUGACAAUGGAGUAAAAGACUUCAAUUAUGAUCAAAUCGAUGACAGUCCCCAUGCAACAGUGUCACAGGAGAGAACUACUGAACUUAUGGAAUUCAUUCAAUGUCAUCAUAACAUUAGAGACAGGCAAAUACAUUCUCAUCUCCAAUCGGACCUUGUCGAACACUUGUGGCAAUUACACAGCGAGUCGUAAAAGCUUUGAAUUUGAAGUUUCAUUUUA
This is a messenger RNA of Camellia sinensis, 1704 nucleotides long. The record is from RefSeq and is a predicted model, not a curated record. Lineage: Eukaryota; Viridiplantae; Streptophyta; Magnoliopsida; Ericales; Theaceae.